Trichoplusia ni (cabbage looper) is the source of this 8040-nucleotide messenger RNA. It is a transcript of the gene SIDL, whose product is annotated as trafficking protein particle complex subunit 10. The transcript is spliced from 15 exons. Gene Ontology annotation, biological process: intra-Golgi vesicle-mediated transport; early endosome to Golgi transport. NCBI's taxonomy places the organism in Eukaryota, Metazoa, Arthropoda, Insecta, Lepidoptera, Noctuidae. Bases 304 to 3840 code for a protein of 1178 amino acids. The record is from RefSeq and is a predicted model, not a curated record. Gene Ontology annotation, cellular component: TRAPPII protein complex.
ACAUGAAACGAAACGUAAUUAUCUGUCGAGUUGGGUGAUGACAGCGAGUUUUGACAAAUUCUCGUUUUUAAUUUCUUCUAAAAAGUCAAAACGAGUUAAAAAUAACAAGAAAUAAUGAUCUCUCCUAUUCACGUUAGUUAAUUAGCUGUUGGAAUUCAUGUAGUGUUGAUAUCCAUAUGUUUGUCGCAAUUUAAUAUUUGCAAAUAAAGUGGGUGGAUUCCGUUUGUACUAAUAAGCGGAGUGUUAUUUGUGUCAUGCCCGCAAAAUAUACGGAAAGUGUUAAUAAUGAAAAGUGGAUGAAAAAUGAAGGGUGUCGAUAGUAUUACAGCCGACCGUGAAGGAAUGACACACAAACCGAUUGUAACAUGCUCGGGCGAUUGGAAUCUGUUUUGCACCCUAGAGGCCCCGCUGGUGGCCGCGAUACCGCAGGACUCCUGCGAGUGGAGAAGGUCGUAUGGGAGAGCAACCAAGUCUGUUUAUUUGGAGGCAUCAUUCACCAAAUUCAAUAAAGACAGACAGUCUGAAUUGAAUCUAUUGAAGAAGCCAAUAUUUCAUAUUUACUGGACAGAUUGUGUGGACAUAGAAUAUUACAAGACAACUCUAAGAGAAGAUAUAGAGGCAUGGCUGAAGCAACUAGAAAAAAACAAAAUUACAGACUGGAUGAUAGUAUUAGUAGAGACUUAUGACAUACGAAAGACAAAUAAAUUACUGCCGCGGACAACUGUACUGGACAAGAUAAAAGGAGACUUUGGUAUAAAGCAGACAGAAGAUAGAUUUAUAUCUGUAAUUAAUCCUAUAAAGUCCGAAGCAAGGAGUGCGGAGUCAUGGAGGGCUCUUGUUGCGAAAAUAAGGCACUUUAUCCUCGUGGCGUAUAAUAAAACCCUUAUUAAGUUUGAGGAGUACAUGAGAGAGCAGAGAGAGAAACGAAAUGAUCCAGAGUGGGAUUUUUGUAAAUAUUUUAUUUUGCAGGAACAACUAGCAUUUGUACUUGAAAUGCUAGGUUUGUAUGACGAGGCAUUAGUCCAGUAUGAUGAAUUAGACGCACUGUUCUCCCAAUUUGUGCUCAAUUCCAAUGUGACGGAGAGUCCAAAAUGGCUUGAGACAUUCAAGCAGCCUGUGACGUCAUGGCAGGCUGUGAGACUGACUGCGUUAGUACCUCAACAUCUGAGGGAACUGAUUAUAAAGAAGAAAGCUUCGCUGUUGGACUUCAGGAGUUAUUUGUUCCAACGUCAAAGUGCCAUGUUGUUACCGUCUUCGAAACCUUGGGAGAUUGCCUCCCGUUGUCUAUCCACCGUCCACAACACACUGGUCGAGCUGUCCCUGUUGGGCGCCAGCGCGGUAGAGGGCGCUGCGGCGUGCUGGGCGCAGCUCGCGUGCGCGGAAACCUUACGGGCGUGUGAGAGACUCGCCGCGAAUAAUAAUGCGCUGGACAUGUGUACUGCGACUCAGGCACCGUUAUUGCAUAAUGCUAAGGAUAAGCUACACGAACUAGGAAAACUAUGCGGCUUACUCCCGGGCUGUCCGGACCCUUCAUCAGAACAGCUCCACCUGGUGGUGAUGCUGUCAGCCGGCAUGGGAGACAGCGAGCCCAACAACCAGCACCCGACGCCCACAGACCGGCUGAAGGAGGCGCUGUGCAGCAAGACUUGCUUUCAGCAGUAUUAUCUGGAACUGGCUGAGCUCGCGAUGGGGACUUAUAAGCAUAUUGGACGGUUAAGGUUCGCUCGCCUCAUAGGCCGUGACCUAGCCGCCUUCUAUUCAGAGCUAGGCGAGACCGGCAAAGCAGUAGUGUUCUUGAUGGACGCGUUACGAUCCUAUGAGGAGCAGGGCUGGCGGGACCUGGCGGCGCAGACCAGGCUCGAACUGGUGGCCGCCGCUAAGAAGAUGAAUGAUAUGGAUAGAUAUACAAAACUCUCAGCAACAAUCGCAAGUACCGCCGAAUUAGAAAUCCUAGUCAGAAACUUUUACUUCGAGGAAAUGAUGAAAGCGAUACGCGAGCAACUAGCCAGCAAAACUGAAACAGUGCUCACAGAGUUAAACGAGUGUUUCAAGGUCGUAUCCGCCAGCUUACUGCCAUCGGAACGCGGUGUUUAUAUCACUGACAAUAAGGUCCAAUGUCGGCUGGCGAUUGUGAGUUAUUUGCCGAAGGAUGUGACUUGUACGAAGGCAGCUAUUAGUAUAGAGAGAUGUGUUGACGAUAAGGCGGAGAAACGGACUCCCGUCAAGAGUUAUAAGACUGAUUUAAGUGUUAGCAGUAGUGUAGGAUCGCAGACUAACUCGCCGCGACGGGGGCAUGUGGAAACUGACAGCGACUCGACUAACUUAAUUACAAGCAUAAGACUGGACGACUUAAAACCUAAAAACCCACUUCUAAACCCUUUACACAUAACAUCGCAAAUACAUUACAAAGAGGACAGAUCCCUUCAAAAGGUCACGGUGGAAUGCCAGAACCCAAAAGUGACCCUCAAACGAUCAGACAGCUGCAAAUACAGGAAACCUUCAGCCACACUCCGGAACAACUACGAAAACUGUUUCUCAAUCGAAAAUGUAACAUUAAAACCAGGCUUAAAUGAGCUCACACUUGAUUAUACAGCUAAAAAGUGUGGUACGUUCAAGCUAGGUCAAGUUUCGCUGGUCGUCGAGGAGAAAUUGGAGUUCCUAUCGAAUGUAUUGAUCGGGACUAAAAUGGGAUGUGAGGUGGUGACUCAGGGUGUCAAUGUGUAUUUGAAUAAAGUGGAGCCGAAGAAGGAUCUUGUUGCUGGGUUAGAACAAGCUAUGGAGCUGGUCGUGACAAGCGGGAGCUCGAAUAUUGAUGAGAAUACAACAAUUCUCCUCAAGACCUCAGCUGGCCUGCUCAUCCGCUUCGCCGACGAUGACACUGCGAUGACUCGGGAGUUAUCCAUCAAGGUACAAGCCAUGGAGCCGUUCCAGACCACGAGGGUGCCGCUCAGGCUGUUUGCUACCUUACAGCCUAGGAAGGAGAAGAGUAUUGAGCACACUGUAUGGCUAACCAGUCCUUGGUGGGAGUCGGCAACAGAAGUGCCCCUCCACUUCUCACCCCCCAUGGUGGCUUCCUGGAGACUCCUGACCUCUAACACCAGGAAGAUAGUCCACGUGACCCUCAAGUCCAAUGUGGUACAUCUGGUGCAGUUCGCGCUGACAGACCCAAAGCUGGAUUGUGAUGGGAAUAAUAGUGUGUCGGACUUGAACCCUAAGAAUUCGGAUUGUAUGAUGGUAGCCUCAGACGGUACAACGGCUUCAUUCAUGUGGGAGCUACUCAAAGACCCAUUAGUUAAAGCCGGGCCGAUGAAAGCCGUGUUCUCGGUCAAAUACAAGCCGGCGGACUUUGAAGGAGAGGGCAGGCCCUUCAUGUGCCCGUUUGAUAUACAGGACUAUACGACGCUGUUUGUUAUAAGGACGAAAUUGGAGCCAAGUAAAGGAUCGGACUUUUGUCGAGCGUCGCAAAUGUGCUGUUUGCAGUUGAGCGUGCAAAGGGUAAACGAAACAGAAUAUACGUCGUUGAUGUACGAAGUUCUUGCUGAUCAGACCAUGUGGGCCGUGUUGGGACGUACUGCAGGAGUGAUUACCAUGGAGUGCACUAGCACUGAGCCGCAGUGUGUGACACUGGACGUGAUGCCGCUCGUCGCCGGGUACUUACCGCUACCCACUGUGCGACUGUCCAAGUACAUUGCUGCUAACACCAAAGAUCCAAAGAAGGACAUAUCGGCCCACCCUCGCUUGGAGCCCUUCAGUCCCGGGCAGGUGUACCACGCGGGCAAAGCGAAGCAAGUCCACGUGUUGCCGCCGAUGCCAAAAGAACACCUCGAUGUACUGUCCUGAAUGUAAGCUAAGUAAAACGAAAGUAUAUAACUAUUGACAAAUAAAUAUAUGUUACAACACGUUACAGCUUAAUAAGACUAUACUGAACUCCAUUUCUAACGGUCUUGUUCGAUUUUCUAUCUUAGUAUUUGGCUAUUAAAGAUAGUAUUUUUCCAAUAAGCUCCAUAUUAUAACUUUAGUAAUUAUUUAUUUAUUAACAGUUUACUCACACGUAUUUACGGGUGCCCACCGCCUCGUCAGUUUGAGAGAUUAAGAGUCUUGUCCCUUCGUGAUUAAGAAACUCGGGUCUGAAAUUAGUCGGUCGGUUAGAUAAAUACGCUUAAGUAAACCCCUAUUAAAUAAAUAAUAAUCUCCAUACCAUGUGCGUAAUAAUUCUAUCGCUAGUAGUCAAAUACAUCGACAGAUAGUAUAUUGAAAACGGCCGUAAAAGGCUGUUCAAUGCAAAAGUUAGCUAAGCAUCUAUCAAACAUCAAAAGUUCAACAAAUAUCAGAAUUAAACUUCUAUGAUUGUUUGUUUGACUUUUAGACGUUUGAAACCUCGAUAGCUGUGUUUGUCUUGAAGUGUUAUAACCAUUACGAUAAUUAAUUAACUUCAAGACAGAUCGUGAGCAGUGAUAAUAGUGAUCAGCCUUUAGAAAAUGGGGUGUGUUUAUAAGAUUUGAGCUUACAAUUAUUUAUUUAAAGAUAAAACGCAUCAGCUUGGAAUACACGCUUGAGGAAGUCGAGUAAUCGAAGCAGAUGUGUUUAGUCGAUUAAAUAAAUCGAUAAUUAUAGCGAUUAUAUGCUUUUGCUCAGGAUGUAUUCCACUUUCUGUCUGUACGUGGCUAGAAAUAUAAGAUUUUAUAACUGUAGACGUAAUAUUAUAGUUGUAAAGUCUCCGUGUUCUCAUAAAGACUAACUCUUUCGAAUUAACUUGAAUUGGGAUUUAUACAUCUCCAUACCUAUACCUAAAUAAUAAAAAAUAAAUUCAAUAACAUGUUUUAAGCAUUUAAAAGACAUUUUAAGACUAAGAAGACAAGAGCUAGUAUUAUUGAACUCUAUAAAAAUAAAGCUGACUAUUCAUGAAAUCGUGACAUUUACCAAAAAUCGACUAAACGUUAAUGAAAUACUAGCUGUCAAAAUACAUACCUAGAUUGUGAAAAGAAAUACGUCCAUUGCGUUUUUGAAGUGUUAUAGCUUUUUUAUGGUUUCAUAAACUAUACUAUCAAGCUCAAAAGUUAUGUUGGAUUUUUAACUUUAAUGUUAAAAUAAAUAAUUGAUAUUAUCAUCAUGAUGGAUGUUGAGUGGUAGAUACAAACGAAUUGUAAAUGCUUGAAUUAAUAUAAUAACUGUCGAAGUAAGGCUCUUUGUACAUGAAACAAUGCAAGUUUCCUUUACACGACUUUCCAUUGAGACUUGUUUCGGUCGAAUAUUGGAGACUUGUGUUGCGUCGUGUAUGCAGGGCUUAUAUUAACAUAAUGCUUAAAACUUAAUAUGGGUUAUAAAAAAUUAAUUGUGAAUCAAUAUUUGCAUUCAAGAACUUUUGUUAGGUAACGAAAAAAAUGCUUUAAGGCAAAUAUUUAUCGCUCAUUGUAUAUUACCUGUAUUAAACGACGCUGCUAUUAUAUACUCGAAGAGAUAUAAGCUUCUAUUCUAUACAUAUUUUCCAGACAAUGAUAAAAUUAAAUAUUGAAAGAUAUAGUUAAUAUUGAAACUGCUUACGAAAUUAUAUGUGAAUAAAAAAUUGGACCACCAACAUGUGAUAAAUCAUAUGCUUUGUAAGGUUAUAUGCGUAAAUAAUAUACUUUAAAAUAUUUUAUACUUUGUUUGACGAUUUUUCAAAACCUUCUUUUUAACUGUACUGAAAGCAUGUGUUUUUAUAGAAAGGUCAACAAAAUGUAGAGGAAGUCUUUUAUUAAUUGAAAUUAUACGUCAGUUUUCAUCUGAUGGGAGGGUUAUACUCCACACAUAGUCUUGAUUUAUAAGGAGGUUUGCUCCCAGUCUCAGUUUCAAUAUCUCGUUCCGUAUCAACGUAUGAAAACAAUAUAAGCUGCCAAAAAUCUAAUCUUCUGAAGUACUGAAAUAAAUUAUUUGAAUCUUAUUUUUUGCAUUAUAGUCGUUAUUUUAAUGACUUUAUUCACGAAUAUAUUCAUUUAUCUAGUGCCAUAAUGACUUAUUUAUACUUCAGUUUCAUUAUAAAAGAUAUUAGAGCUUCUAACAAACAAAAAUUAGGGAUUUCCAUCUAACACAACAUGUUUUUUAUGUAUGAUAUGUGUUAAAUACUAAUACAAUAAAUAUUUGACCUUAUUUUCAUUACAUUUAGGUCUAUUAUAAUAUAGCUAGCUAUGUGUUAGUUGUAAUUGUAUAACGUAGAGUUAAAACUGACAUUAAUAUCGUUUUAUUUUACGAAUUAUUCAAGGUAUGGACUCGACAGACUAAGAAAAUAAUUUCUGUAUAUGUUAUCGCAUGUUUUCUGGGUUUUCUCUAUUAUAUGACAGUUAUAAACACUUUAGUACAGUAUAGCGAGAAGACAGACUAAGGCUAAAUAGAGGUCUUUCUAUGCGUUAGCAAUUACAGUAAGUGAAAUUGUCAUAAAAAUAAUAUUUAUUCUAUAGACGGCGAUGUAACAAAAUUAUCAUAAAAUUAAGAUCCCAAUUGUUUCUUGCAACACGUGGUUCUAGAAAAUGUGUAGAAAAUCAACUAUGUUUAGAUUUUCAAUCUGAAUUAAGUUCAAAAUGGGAUUCUCAAUAUCACGUUCUGUGGUAACGCCUCAAUUCAACCAACCAAUCAGACUUCUUGAUUGUACCGACUGUUAAAAUUGUGAGCGUGGUUUAUCUUUGAGUUGUUUUGUUUACGCCAUACUUAUUUCGCUACAACGAUUACGUCUACCUAGUCUCUAUCUUGUCUUUAUUUUUUCUCUUAUAAGUUGUAUAUACAAUUUGGUGCUAGAAUUAUAUAGAGGUAACACCAAAUUCUUUAUUACAUAACAAGUUCAAGUUAUUUUAGUUGUCUUUGUAUAUCUUGUUAUUAAACUUGGUGCAUGUUGUUAAGUUCAAUAGUUUUUGUUGAUUUUUGACAAGAGAUUUAUAUGUUUUGACUUUUCCGAGUGUUUUUUGUAAGAAAGAUAUUUGUAUAAGAAGCUAAAGAAACUACUUCAAGGUAACUUUAUAUUUAAGUUUUAUCGAAAAUUCUGUGACCUUUUCGUGUUCUUCAAAUCCAGUUGGGUAAAUGAGCCAGUGCUACACGAAGGAUGAUGUGUCGUCUCGCUUCAACAACGGUAAAAGUCUUGCUUUAUGAGCUCAUAGUACAAGCAGCUAUUUUAAAUCGUAAAGAAAAGAGAUUAAUCACCUUAUUGAAACAAACUUACUUAAACAUCCCUGUGUUAAUUUCCAUCGUAUAUGCGAAUGCGAAUAAAUAUUUAUGAGCUUCUUAAGUAUAAGAUAUCCAAAGAAUUAUUUGAUGUACACAAUCUAUUAGUUACUAUUGCUAGCCAUCAUAGUAAUUUUAUAGCUGAAAAUAGCAAUGCAAAAGGCAAACGUUUAGUUUUGUAAACAAGUUGUGGUAGAAAAAAAAAUGAGUAUACUCACUAGGUGUGACAUAUUUUUUAUUGUUUAAUGUAAGAUGCUUAGAUAUUUAGUAAGGCAACACUUCAUUAAUUUGCUAAUUAUUUACUCUGACAACAUUUUCAGUGUUGCAAAUUAAUGAGGUUAGUCUAGUUUUAUCUUGUAGCAUGAUUAGACAUUCAUAAUAUAUUUGGUUUAAUUACCAUAUAGUUCUCAUUAAGUUAUUGACUUUUCCAUAAAGUGUAUUUAUUUUGUUUUAUAAGUGAAUUAUUAGCGAUGAUCCAAUUUAGACGAUUAGUGAUUCAUAUUUAUUUAAAGAAACUGGACAUGAUAUGCAUACAAUGUUGAAAUUACUAAAUCAUUAACUAUCGUCCAUUUUGGAUCAUUAUGAAUGUUUAUAGACGACAAAAAGAAAAAAACUUCAAAAAUAUGACGGCACAGAUUAUUUUACUAGUAAACAAUUUUCUGAUUAUAUUUAGUUUUUUAUAAUAAUUUUGAAAUUGUUGUUAAUUAAUAUUUGACCGUUUCAUUCAUCGCUAAAAGUCUACGAAAGCAAGGUGUUAAUGUAAAUAGGUGUAAUACUGUAUAACUGGAGAUUGUAUUUAUGUUUCAUACUAUGUAUUAUAUCUAGAACUACGAAUAUAAUGUUUAUUGUUAG